AUGAAUAUGGCGCAAACCCCUCCGCGAGAUCAGACAAUUGGAGUCCAAGGAAGAAGAGCUGAUGCUGCUGCUUACCCAAAGUUGACAACCGAGGAUGCCCUACGCUAUCUCAACGAAGUGAAGAGAGCGUUUGCAAACAAAGAAGGAAAGUAUGCCACUUUCGGACAGCUGCUGAUAGAUGCCAAGAAUAAAAAGUUGGGAACGAUCGACAUAGAUUUUUUGAUGCUGAGGGUCAAAGAGUUGCUUCAAGGACAUAAGAAGCUGAAAAUUGGUUUCAACACUUUCUUACCAGAAGAAUAUAGAAUGAAACUCGAUGAGGAGGAUGACAAUGUACAUAAUCAAAAGAUAAGCAAGAUUCUGGGGAUAGGCUUCACAAAACCUCAAGAGGCAUGCAUUAGCAUGGCGACAGUUGGAGAUGUAGAGCUUAGCUAUCUGAAAGAAGUCAAGAGAGAAUUUGCAAACAACGAAGGAAAGUAUACCAGUUUACUCCAGCUGUUAAUAGAUGCCAAGAAUAAAAGGAUCGACAUAGAUACUCUGAUGCUGAGGAUUAAAGAGUUGCUUCGAGGACAUAAGAAGCUGAUACUUGGUUUCAACACUUUCUUGCCAGAGAAAUAUAGAAUGCAAGUCGAUGAGGUUGUGGCUGAUUCUCAGGAAAACUACUAUUAUGAAGAAGUUUCUGAGGAUAACACUUAA
Molecule: messenger RNA, 693 nt
Organism: Thlaspi arvense
Lineage: Eukaryota; Viridiplantae; Streptophyta; Magnoliopsida; Brassicales; Brassicaceae
Source: the annotation of a GenBank genome assembly